Octodon degus (degu) is the source of this 1289-nucleotide messenger RNA. RefSeq names its product zinc and ring finger 4 (gene Znrf4). The record is from RefSeq and is a predicted model, not a curated record. The coding region runs from base 146 to 1252 and encodes 368 amino acids. Lineage: Eukaryota; Metazoa; Chordata; Mammalia; Rodentia; Octodontidae. The transcript has a single exon. Gene Ontology annotation, cellular component: nucleoplasm; cytoplasm.
CAGUGACGCUGCCUCCAGGAACAGCAGCCCCGAGACUGGGCUUCCGAGUGCCAUGCUGGUGCUGGUGUCGGUGUACCACUGCCUUUGAGACCCAGUACCUGUCACUUUCAUCCCCUCUCUGGCCACAGGUCCCCUGGGAGGCCCCAUGAUGCUCAGAGGCCGCCCGUCUGGGGUCCCUGGGGGACCUAGCAGCUGGCAGACACGGUCGGCCCGGGGGGCUCUCAUGGCCUGCGUGACCCUGUCGCUGCUGCUGUCCCCGUCGCAGGUCGUGGUGCAGGCCACGCUGGAUGGCAACUCCAGCCCAGUGGACUUCGUGAACGGGCCGGCGCUGUUCGAGGUCCCUCUGUCCCUGCAAGGCAUGCGGGGCUACCUGACUGAGGCCAGGCCAGCCAACGUGUGCCAGUCCACCGAGAGCCCAUGGCCGGGGAACAACGGCUCGCUGGAUGCCAUCGCCCUCCUCCGGCGCUACAACUGCACCUCCAACCUCAAGGUCCUGCACGCCCCGCGCGCCGGCUUCCAGGCGGCCAUCGUGCACAACGUGGGAUCCGCCGAGCUGGUGCGCGCGGCGCCCGUCUCUGAGGCCCUGCGGCGGCAGAUCGCCAUCCCCGCCGUGGGCGUGGGCGAGGCUGCCUCCCAGGACCUGCGCGUCAUCCUGCGCUGUGACAAGCCGGCCCACGUGGUGCUGCUGCCCAAAGCCCCGGCCUGCCCCGACCCGCACAGCCACCCCUCGCUGGCCGUCGCCUGGACGCUGGGCCACAGCCUGGCCUUGGCGGUCGGCGCCUUCCUGCUCCUGCGGCGCCUGGGGCUCUGGGCGCGCGGCUGGUGGCACCGGGCGUCAUCGGUGAAGACGCAGACGCGGCAGAAGGCGCAGGUGAGGGUCUACACGCGCCACAGCGACCUGUGCGCCAUCUGCCUGGACCAGUAUGAGGAGGGCGACGAGCUCAAGAUCCUGCCCUGCUCGCACGCCUACCACCGCGGCUGCAUCGAUCCCUGGCUUGCCCAGGCCCCCCACCGCGCCUGUCCGCUGUGCAAGCGGCCGGUGGCCAGCUCCGAGGACGGCUCCGACUCCACCGCGGAGAGCCUUUUUGGUGAUGAGGGUCCCGGGGCCCCCAUCUGGGCCAUCCAGGAGCGGCUGCGACCCCGGGCGCCCAGGCUGCUGGCCAGGGUCCCCCUGCGACCCCGCUGCAGCACCACAUUCCUGGGGGUGCCCGAGGGCACAGCAUCCCCUCUAGGACCCCCGAGGGCCUCCUGAUGCCCAAGCUCCGGGCUGGACAGGACCCGGGGUGUGG